AUGUUCAAGAGAUAUCUGUCUUCGACAUUGAUUAAAAGAAUUUCGAGUUCCCUGGAUGAAAAGGCUUAUCAAGUUACUACGUAUGCUAGGCCAGAUGACCUGUGCAUAACGAGGGGAUCCAAUGCCAAACUGUAUGAUGAUAUCAACGGUAAGGAAUUUAUAGAUUUUACAGCCGGUAUUGCUGUCACUGCAUUGGGUCACGCAAAUCCAAAAGUAGCAGAGAUUCUUUUUGAACAAGGCUCAAAGUUGAUCCAUUCUUCUAAUUUAUAUUACAAUGCUGAAUGUUUGGAUUUAAGUAGAAAAUUGAUCGAGAAGACAAGAAAAUUCGGUGGCCAGUACGAUGCUUCUAAAGUUUUCUUGUGUAACUCAGGUGCUGAAGCUAAUGAAGCAGCAUUGAAGUUUGCCAAGAAGCAUGGUGUUUCGAUUAAUGGAAAAAAACAGGGACUAAUCUCCUUCGAAAACUCUUUCCAUGGUCGUACAAUGGGUUCUCUUUCAGUAACAUCCAAUCCAAAGUAUAGAACACCUUUCGGAUCGUUAGUGCCAAAUGUAACAUUUUUGAACGUCAAUGACGAGUUGACCAAAUUGACAGAUUUCAUAAGUUCAAAAAAGGAUGAAACAGCCGGUUUGAUUGUCGAACCAAUUCAAGGUGAGGGUGGAAUAUUCCCCAUUCCCACAGAGACUUUAAUCCAGUUAAGGAAGGUUUGUAAAGAUAACGACGUUGUUGUAAUAUACGAUGAGAUUCAAUGUGGUCUAGGUCGUUCCGGUAAGCUAUGGGCUCACUCUUAUCUACCAAAGGAAGCGCAUCCAGAUAUUUUCACUACCGCAAAGGCUUUGGGUAAUGGAUUUCCUAUUGCUGCAACAAUUGUUAACGAAAAGAUAAACAAUGCACUAAAAGUUGGUGAUCAUGGUACCACUUAUGGAGGCAAUCCAUUGGGAUGUGCAGUAAGCAAGUACGUUGUUGAUGUUAUAGCUGAUGAGAAAUUUUUGGAGCAAGUGGAAGAAAAGGGCCAGCUUUUCCAAGAACGCUUGCUGAAAUUGAAAGAAAGAUUUCCAAAACAAAUUGUAGACAUCAGAGGUAAAGGCUUGAUUAUUGGUGCUGAAUUUUCUGAAGCACCCACCAGAGUAAUUGCAAAAGCCAGAGAACUGGGACUUUUAGUCAUUACGGCCGGUAAGAGCACUGCUAGGUUUGUUCCUGCCUUAACAAUUGAAAAUGAAACAAUUGAAAAGGGGCUGGAUAUUUUUGAAAAAGCUGUUGAAUCAGUGUAUGCCUGA
Molecule: messenger RNA, 1272 nt
Organism: Zygotorulaspora mrakii
Lineage: Eukaryota; Fungi; Ascomycota; Saccharomycetes; Saccharomycetales; Saccharomycetaceae
Gene: ARG8
Product: acetylornithine transaminase
Exons: 1
Coding region: 1-1272 (423 amino acids)
Biological process (GO): arginine metabolic process
Cellular component (GO): mitochondrial matrix
Molecular function (GO): transaminase activity; identical protein binding; pyridoxal phosphate binding
Source: RefSeq, a predicted model, not a curated record